AUGUCGCACAAAGAAGGGCGCCUCAAGGAUGAGGGCUCGAGGGUCCAAGUCAUAGCUGCGGGAGCAGUAGCAGGUUUGGUUUCUAGAUUCGUUGUUGCUCCCCUCGAUGUCGUCAAGAUCCGUCUCCAACUCCAGCCUCAUUCUCUGUCCGAUCCCGUAGCAGCUUUGCGCGACGCACCGGCUUAUCGAGGAGCAUUCGCGACCCUGAAACACAUCCUCAAGCAUGAAGGUUUGACAGGCCUGUGGAAGGGUAAUGUUCCUGCAGAGCUUAUGUAUGUAUGCUAUGGUGCCGUACAAUUCACAACAUACCGCUCGGCGACCCUGUUCCUCCGAACGGCAUUUCCCUCAAGGUUGCCCGAUGCUGCCGAAAGUUUUAUUGCUGGUGCUGCCUCUGGUGCUGCUGCCACCACCGUCACAUAUCCUCUCGAUUUGUUAAGAACACGAUUCGCAGCUCAGGGCCGACACCGUGUUUACCAAUCGCUGCGCAGUGCCGUCUGGGAUAUAAAACGCGAUGAGGGUUGGCGCGGCUUUUUUAGAGGCAUUGGGCCUGGACUAGGCCAAAUCAUACCCUUCAUGGGCAUCUUUUUCGUCACUUAUGAAUCCCUUAGAACGUCUCUAGAGGGAUUGCACAUGCCAUGGGGCAGCGGAGAUGCUACUGCUGGCAUGUGUGCCAGCAUUUUAUCCAAAACAGCUGUAUUCCCUCUCGAUCUUGUACGAAAGCGUAUUCAGGUGCAGGGGCCAGCGCGGCAGCAAUACAUCUACCAAAACAUUCCCGAGUACGCCACGGCACGGAGCGCACUUUUAACGAUAUUACGCACAGAAGGUUUCCGCGGGUUGUACAAGGGCCUGACUAUCAGUCUUCUCAAAUCAGCCCCUGCGAGCGCUGUCACUCUCUGGACAUAUGAACAGAGCUUGAAUUUGAUGCUCGAUUGGGAUUCGGGCAGUAAGGAGACCAUCCCCAAUGAAUUAUAG
Fusarium proliferatum ET1 is the source of this 972-nucleotide messenger RNA. RefSeq lists its product as uncharacterized. Gene Ontology annotation, biological process: transmembrane transport. NCBI's taxonomy places the organism in Eukaryota, Fungi, Ascomycota, Sordariomycetes, Hypocreales, Nectriaceae. The record is from RefSeq and is a predicted model, not a curated record. The transcript is spliced from 3 exons. Bases 1 to 972 code for a protein of 323 amino acids. Gene Ontology annotation, molecular function: transmembrane transporter activity.